AUGGAUCCGAACGUUUAUGAAGCAUGCAGUGAUCUGAUAUACAAGUUCCAUGGGCCUUCGAGUGCAGAUGAAGUUCUUGCAGACAAAGUAAACCAUCUGGUUCCUGUGCCGCUGCCGUCGGCGGAAGAGAUUGAAUCUGCCGCCAGGGAGGAGUUGGAAACAGAUGAGGAGGUACUUCCGCAUAUGGAUCUGAAGGUGUUGCAUUAUUUUUUGACACAGUUGGUUGUGCAGAAAUAUCCUCAUUUGAUCAAUUGUUUUGAUGAGACGUCGUUGAUUGCUGUCGGAAUGAUGGUUGAAGAGCUGGUGCAGCAGUAUGCGAGAAAAGGAUCGGGGGAGCUUAGUGAAGGUGCUGCAAUGGUCAUAACGAAGAUGACCAACUAUAGAGAGUCUCCGUCGAAUAUCUGA
Eremothecium cymbalariae DBVPG#7215 is the source of this 405-nucleotide messenger RNA. RefSeq names its product Rrn10p (gene RRN10). Gene Ontology annotation, biological process: nucleolar large rRNA transcription by RNA polymerase I. Bases 1 to 405 code for a protein of 134 amino acids. Gene Ontology annotation, molecular function: RNA polymerase I cis-regulatory region sequence-specific DNA binding. NCBI's taxonomy places the organism in Eukaryota, Fungi, Ascomycota, Saccharomycetes, Saccharomycetales, Saccharomycetaceae. The transcript has a single exon. Gene Ontology annotation, cellular component: RNA polymerase I upstream activating factor complex. The record is from RefSeq and is a predicted model, not a curated record.